AUGGCAUUAGCAGAGCUCCCAGGGACCAUCGACUUUCUCACCGAUGCAGCACACCUCCUGCGCACGACAGCUCCAGAGACUUCGGCUCAUCUUAUGAGCCACCGCGGCAAUCUUCUCUCACAAUUCCGUGUCUCGCCGUCUGAUGUCCAACGACAGCACGUAUGCGGAGGCUGCGGUCUCAUAAUGAUUCCAGGUCAAGAAACCAUGCUGAAACUGGAGGCUCGAAAAAGCAUGCGAGCCAAGACAAAGGGUAAAAAGUCUGGCAUCAACUCAACCCCCAAAGACAACAAUGAAGGGCCAUGCAAGAUCCUUCACUGCGACAACUGUCAACGAGAUACGAAGAUUGUCCUCCCAGCUCCAGCGCCAGCAGUGAGACGAAAAACAGCGCAGAACAAAGUCAAGAAGACUGUUGCGCCAGUUGAACCGCCUAAGCAAAUUUCAAACGCCAGCAGUAAGAAACGCGCUAGAAAUCGAAAGGCUGGGCUCCAAGCUUUGCUUUCAGGACAAAAGCAGCAAAGCGCCAAUCCUCUCAGUCUUUCUCAUUUCAUGAAAUGA
Molecule: messenger RNA, 555 nt
Organism: Fusarium pseudograminearum CS3096
Lineage: Eukaryota; Fungi; Ascomycota; Sordariomycetes; Hypocreales; Nectriaceae
Exons: 1
Coding region: 1-555 (184 amino acids)
Biological process (GO): RNA processing
Source: RefSeq, a predicted model, not a curated record